Molecule: messenger RNA, 250 nt
Organism: Ambispora gerdemannii
Lineage: Eukaryota; Fungi; Glomeromycota; Glomeromycetes; Archaeosporales; Ambisporaceae
Source: the annotation of a GenBank genome assembly
UAUUUCUUCGCGGUGGAUGUUGUCGCGACUUAAAUGGAUGAUUUCAUAUUGCGUUCUUAAGAAAAGUGGGGUCGUUUUAUUUGAAGUUGGGCGUAAGAAAUCUGUCGGAGGUGAGCCGAAGCUUGCAUGUGAAAACGGGUUGAACGCACCGCUCAUAACGAAUGAUGCCAGAGAAAAAAGUGCUCGUCAUACGAGUUUUGAUGGAGAACUUCGAAAUUUUCGUAUGAUUAUACUUACGGAUGAAAAGUAG